This is a messenger RNA of Neoarthrinium moseri, 1638 nucleotides long. RefSeq lists its product as uncharacterized. The transcript has a single exon. The coding region runs from base 1 to 1638 and encodes 545 amino acids. The record is from RefSeq and is a predicted model, not a curated record. NCBI's taxonomy places the organism in Eukaryota, Fungi, Ascomycota, Sordariomycetes, Amphisphaeriales, Apiosporaceae.
AUGAAGUGGAGAUCGCUACUCCUAAUCCUCCUGUUGUAUUCCAAUUGUAACGCCAACUCGAGUUCCAGUCAAGUUCGUCUUGCAAUAUAUUCUAGACGAGCUUUCAUGAAUCGUACGGCUUCAUCAAAAGAACAGUGGAGUGUGACAAGCCGUUCGACAACAGAUCUAGAAGACUAUACGCAGAGUAGCGACGUUUCGUUUCCAGAAACGACAGACAAUCCAAAAGGGUCUACGGUUACCACGGCUUCUGUGCCUUCCUACACCGGAAACACACAUACUUUUGCGCAGGGCAGUGUAGAAACACAUUUUACAACGACAGCGAGCACGGUUGACCAUGGAAGCUAUCUGAAUCAGCUUUCGCGCUCUCAAGCAUCGGAGUCUCCCUCAGUUCUGCCGGAAUCGACAGAAUAUUCUGGCACGGUUGAUGCGACGUUGUGGAUGGUUGACACCACGGAUUUCGGCCGCGUGUCAUCAACAUUAACUCACGUAACAGGUACGGACGAUCAUUCAAAUUAUUUUGUCACGUAUGACCAGAGUGUAGCCCUAUAUCACCCUAGUAGAUCAGGCCAAGGAGUCAGUCCUUCUCAAAUUGCUUCAACUCUAUCCAGAUCGAUUAAAACGGCCGGACAGCCAGGAAGUGCCGAAUACCAGGCUAUGGUAUCUAGCUUCGCUAUAACAUCGACGCCACUUUCAACCGACAAUGGCUGGCUUAUGGCUGCAGACGGCGAGACAGCUGACUUCAAUCCAUCCGCCGCCUCGCUCGAAACUAUUCCAAGCCUAUCAAUGGAUCUACCAUCGAACCCAACUUUACAGUCUCCGCCAAUAAUAAGUAGCUCCUAUCAUAGAGUUGUAUGGACAUCGCGCACUACAAUGAGCCCCGUCACCGCGCUGAAUUUGCCGAGCAAUACUGUCUUGGAGUCUGAUACAGCGGCUGUUAUCCAUAUAAUUGAGCCGGCCACCAUGGCAUCUCCCGCCCCCAUCGCUACGCCUACUAGUGAGAAGUCAAUCAAAACCACUGGAGACCAGACCCGGGCAUCAUCCGCCUUGUUCGAGCUCGAGGGGCUGGCAUCACCAACAGCAGAGGCAAUCACAGAGAUUGCUAGUGCCAGGUCCUCCUCAUUUAAUGGGUCUAGCGAUUUGACCCAUUUGUCUAAAACUACAAGGUCUACAGGAUCUACCAACAACAAAGCUAAUACCUCCAAGCAUCGUACGAAUGCGGCUCCAUCCUCAGACAGUGCCACCUCGACGGCAUCUGUUGUUGACGCGUUCGGCAAUAGCCUUUCGUCCGGCACGCAGACAGCUGCAGAUCGGGGAAGAACAGCUGGAAUCGCUGCUGCCACGGUGGCUGCUGUUGGAGCCUGUGGCGGAUUGACAGGUUUCAUCGCACUCAGAUACAAGCGUCGGCGCCAGAGAUGGUCGAUUGCGAGCUCCAGCCCAUCCUGGGUUGGUGUUCCACCAGUCAACGUGCCCUGUACCAGUACACGUGCUCUGCUCAGCCAGGGGUUCAUCACCCGGAGCUACGGGGUCACAAGCAAUACGAGAGACUCCAUGGGCCAGGAGGGAGGAACAAGGCCCCUGACUCCAGCUCGGCUUAUCUCGGGUCCAGUCACGACUGAGGACUCCCUUGGCUGGAGCUGA